Gadus chalcogrammus (walleye pollock) is the source of this 1853-nucleotide messenger RNA. Its product is annotated as zinc finger and BTB domain-containing protein 8A-like. Gene Ontology annotation, molecular function: DNA-binding transcription factor activity, RNA polymerase II-specific; protein binding; RNA polymerase II cis-regulatory region sequence-specific DNA binding. The transcript has 4 exons. The record is from RefSeq and is a predicted model, not a curated record. Bases 269 to 1852 code for a protein of 527 amino acids. Gene Ontology annotation, biological process: regulation of transcription by RNA polymerase II. NCBI's taxonomy places the organism in Eukaryota, Metazoa, Chordata, Actinopteri, Gadiformes, Gadidae.
GUGGUGCCAAUGGCAUGAACAUUUAUUUGAACGAAAUAAAUGAAAUCAAACACUGAAGGAAUAUUUUAGCCUUUGCAACUUUGAGCACAUUUAGGACACACUGGGGCUUUAAAUGGCUUUUUGGCCCUUGGGCACCCAGUUAAACGCCCACGUCAGCAAAGUCGACCAUUCGGUCUGAACGGGUUUCGGUCUUUAGGGCUGAGCAGGAAGUGCUUGAGUGGGAACCCUGUUUGUAAAAAACAGGGGGAGAGGCCAGCAGAAAUAAAAGAUGGAAAUGGUGACAGACAUGGGGUCGACUCGACUCUAUCGGCCAUCGGGUGAACCGGGUCAUCAUCAGCAGGCCCAGCGAUGGUUCAACGCGGCGGACAUCACGGUGGCCCACCAGAGACACCUGCUGAAGCAGCUGGACCAGCAGCGCUGCCAGGAGCUGUUCUGCGACUGCAGCGUGCUGGUGGAGGGGCAGCUGUUCCGCGCCCACCGCAACGUCCUCUUCGCCAGCAGCGGCUACUUCCGCAUGCUGCUCUCCCCCCAGGGCUCGGACACGGCCUCGGCCACCUUCGACACCUUCAGCCCCGACACCUUCGCCCUCAUCCUGGACUUCAUCUACUCGGGUCAGCUGGACCUGUCCAGCCACAACGUGAUCGAGGUGAUGUCGGCCGCCAGCUACCUGCAGAUGACCAGCGUCAUCAACCACUGCAAGACCUUCAUCAAGUCCUCCCUGGAGAUCAGCGUGAAGGAGGAAGAGGAGGAGCUGGUGGUGGAGAGGGGUGGGGGUGGGGGCGGGGGCGGCAUCCACCUGAUGGAGGCGCAGGGCCCCUUCUCCUGCGGCGACGACGACGACGACGACGACGACGAGAACCUCUCGGACCAGGAGGUCGAUCGUCCUCAUCAUCCGCCCCCUCAUCUCCGUCUCCACCCGCAGGGCGCUCAGACCCCCGCGGGCUCCGUGAGCCCCCCGCCGGCCCUGUGGACCCACGACGGGGCCCACCUCACCAAGCAGGUGUUCUUGCUGAAGGACCCGGAUCAGACGGCGCCGUCGCUGGCCGCCAGGGCCGACAGCGGCGGCGACGGGGGCGGCUUGAGCCCGGCUCACGAGGGGCUGGAGGAGGCCAACACGGGGGCGGAGGACCCCCUGGACCCCCUGUUCACCGUGUCGGGCCCGGAGCAGCGGCGCAGGAAGAGGGGGUCCCGGAGGACGGGCCCCUACUGCACGCGCUCGUCCACCAACAACGACCCCCCCGAGGUGCAGGAGGCCCGCUCGCAGAAGGCGGAGAAGGCGGAGGAGCUGUACGCCACCCUGCCCACCAUCGUGGGCGUCAUCGGACAGUUCCAUAACGACUCCAACCCCACCAUGCGCUACAAGUGUCCCUUCUGCACGCACACGGUCAAGAGGAAGGCGGACCUGAAGCGCCACCUGCGCUGCCACACGGGCGAGCGGCCGUACCCCUGCCAGGCCUGCAACAAGCGCUUCACCCGGCUGGAACACCUGCGCAGCCACUUUGAAACGAUCCAUCAGGCGCGGAAGCUGGUGUGCAAGAAGUGCAAGUGUCCGCUGACGGAGGAGGCCAGCCACGUGGUGUGCGAGGGCACGCGGCGCUACCGCAUUUGCGCCACGUGCAUCCAGGAGGAAGUGGGCUUCGAAAGCCUUCCCAUGGAGGACAGCCUGGAGGGCCUUGACCAGGAGCCGGCCCUGCUCCUGGGGGUGGACGGCGAGGAGGAGGGGGAGACCCAGAGGUCCUGGCUGACCAGCAUGGAGCAGGAGGAGGAUGAAGACGAGGACAAUCUGGCGGAAGACUCGGGGACCGAUCUCAUCAUCCACGAGGUGGACGACAGCGACGAGGAAGUGCAGUGAA